Messenger RNA from Cephus cinctus (wheat stem sawfly), 4558 nucleotides. RefSeq names its product SRSF protein kinase 3 (gene SRPK). Gene Ontology annotation, biological process: protein phosphorylation; regulation of mRNA processing; spliceosomal complex assembly. Gene Ontology annotation, molecular function: ATP binding; protein kinase activity. The transcript has 7 exons. NCBI's taxonomy places the organism in Eukaryota, Metazoa, Arthropoda, Insecta, Hymenoptera, Cephidae. The record is from RefSeq and is a predicted model, not a curated record. The coding region runs from base 575 to 2524 and encodes 649 amino acids.
AGUCGGUGUAAAGCUGCAACGUGUGGUGUUUUAUUUAGUGUCAGGAAGUGUUAUAAAAAUUUGUUGAAUGCUUUGAACUUGGGAUAAAAUUUAACAAUAUUAAAUAGAUUUGGGAUUAGUAAGAAUGUUAAUGGGGAAAUAAAGAACGUCCUCCGUGUACGGUACUGGUUGUCGAAGUGACCGGAAACCGGGAUUCUGGUGCCACGGCAAGGAACUAGCAAGAGGUACAAGGCGCUCGAAUAAAUAAGCGGCGAUAUCAGCAAGGCAACCAGGAAAAGGAAUCGGUCAUUGCGAGUUAGUUGCAUCCUCGGUUGUAAUAGGAAGGAUAACUCGUCCCCUUGCCGGGAAUUAGCAAAGUGUGAAUCUACUGAUAAAUUUUUGGAGGAAACGGCCGCAAAGCGAGCUGAAAGAAAAGUCGGCCAUACUCAAACAACCGCCGAGCGAGGGUGCGCGACACGGAGAUGAGACAACGAUAAAACACGAGAGGAAAAGGGCCGAGCCGUGUGUAACCAGGAGUCCAGACGGAGAGCUACCCGGGACGAAGAACCACCGGGAAGACCCGAACGAGUCGGCCAUGAGUACGAAGACCGAUGUGAAUAGGCGAGUCCUCGCGAUUCAGGCCAAGAAGAAACGCCACAAGCCCGGCAAACGUAAGGGUAAAGGCGGCUCUCAGCCAGAUCCCGAAAAUCCUGGGCCACAGUGCUCUAAAUCCAGUGCUCCUACCACUCGUCAAUCCAGUGGAUUUUAUCAGGAUGCAGCUGUACAGAGACCCUUCUCCAGUGGCAAUGGUAACAGAUUGGAGCCAUGCCACAGCUCAAGCAAUGAGACCAUUGAAGACGAUGACGAGGUUUACAGUAGUGAUGAUGAAGAACAGGAAGAUAGCAGUGAUUAUGUCAAGGGUGGUUAUCAUCCUGUUAAAAUUGGAGAUCUUUUUCUUAGCAGGUAUCAUGUAACACGUAAACUUGGCUGGGGACAUUUUUCAACAGUUUGGCUCUGCUGGGACUUACAGGAUAAGCGUUUUGUUGCCCUGAAAGUGGUGAAAUCUGCAUCCCAUUUCACAGAGACUGCAUUGGAUGAAAUUAAACUUCUAAAGGAUGUACGGGAUACAGACCCCAGUGAUCCUAAGCGUAAUAAAACGGUCCAGUUAUUAAACGAUUUUAAAAUCAGUGGUAUAAAUGGUCUUCAUGUUUGCAUGGUUUUUGAGGUCCUAGGGCACAACCUUCUUAAGCUCAUUAUUAAGUCGAACUACCGUGGCAUCCCCAGGAAUAAUGUGAAGCGCAUAAUCAGACAAGUACUCGAAGGCCUGGACUAUCUUCAUAAUAAGUGUAAGAUAAUUCAUACAGAUAUCAAGCCGGAGAACGUUUUGAUAUGCGUCGAUGAGACAUACAUAAGAAAAUUGGCAUCCGAGGCGACAGAGCUACAUUCUCUCGGUUUGAAACUUCCUGUGUCCCUAAUUUCGACCGCACCUAAGGAAUUUCAGGAACCCACGGCGAACGCGAAGAUGUCGAAGAAUAAAAAGAAGAAACUGAAGAAGAAAGCCAAAAGGCAAAACGAGCUGCUUAAGAAGCAAAUGGAGCAGAUUGAGGAGAUUGAAGAGCAGAGUAAACUGGCAAAUAACAGUCGAGAAAAUGGGGAACCCGAAACGAACAGUCCUGAUCAGGAGGUUAACACUGAGAGUAUCGAGGACAAUACUGAGAGUAAGGGCUCACCCGAUAUUUCGGAGCCUUCAGUCCCGGCACUCCACGUUAAUGGAGUCGAUGGUCUAGCAGGCGGUGAGAAAGUUGAAAAUCAAUCUAUGGAAGAGUUCCAGAAAUUAGAACACGUCACUCUCUGCGACGUAGAGAAGAGUUGUGGCGAGGGUAUUUUACCUCCAGAUCCCGAAGACACUGACGAGUGUAGUGAAGGUCGAAAUGCUAAUCCUCCAGAGACAAAGCAACAGAAACGAGCUUCAGUGGCUCCGCUAGAUCCAGCCAUCGUAGACUGCGAUGUAGAAGUGAAGAUAGCGGAUCUAGGAAAUGCGUGCUGGGUGCAUAAGAAAUUUACAGAGGAUAUUCAAACGCGGCAAUAUAGGUCAUUGGAGGUCCUCUUAGGUGCAGGAUACAGCACUUCCGCAGAUAUUUGGUCAACAGCAUGUAUGGCCUUCGAAUUGGCGACCGGAGAUUAUCUCUUCGAGCCUCAUAGUGGUGAAGACUAUUGCAGAGAUGAAGAUCACUUGGCUCACAUCAUAGAACUCCUUGGGGAAAUUCCACGGCGUAUAGCCCUAUCAGGGCAACACUCUAAAAUAUUCUUCACCAAAAAAGGAGAGCUUAGGCACAUCACGGGUUUGAAACCCUGGGGGUUGUACGACGUGCUCACGGAGAAGUAUGACUGGUCGCCGAGCGAAGCGCGCGAGUUCGCCGAGUUCCUAACGCCGAUGCUAGAGUUCGACCCGAGUACACGUGCAACGGCAGCCCAGUGCCUCAAGCAUCCAUGGCUGCAAAUCAAUGUCAACAACGUUCGAGUGCCGAUAAACGAUCAUUCCUAGCUCUGCGCCCAACAAGGAUACUUGAAUGGAUUAUCUAAAAAGAAAAAAAAGAGUGAAAAUAAUAUAAACGACGAUAAGAGGGAAAUAAAGCGCGACUGGAUUCCAGUGAUCAGUUUCUCUCGUAUAGUUCGCACAUUACGAUAAACACACUAAUUAAUAAUAAUAAAUUAUAUAGUUAUUAACUAGUAGGUCUGAUCGCUGCUUUAGAUCUGGACCUGUAUUCAAAUUUAUCCGUUGUCCUUACCCGCACGUCAAAAUUAGCUUAGAUGAACAUUUAGUGCAUAUAUAUAUAUAUAUCUUUAUUAUAAUGCUUUACAUCUAGUUUUACGGUUUAAGUUCAAGCAAAUGUUUAGUCAAAGGCAACGAAUGAACGAUUACGAUUGGUCACCUCGAACGGCAUAAGCCAAUCGAGAAUGAGCUUUGCCAAGUUCAGGCUUAAACUUAAACGGUAAAAAUGGAGCCUUAGAGGUACCUGGGAAGGUUAGUGAUAAAUUUGAAUACAGGACCUAGGAUAGCUAGGAGGAAAAUAAUAACGGUAAUGUGUAUAGUUCUAUGUCCUGAUAAGAGAGAAAAGGAAGCGAGGAGAAAAAGGAAACAGAUCCGAACAAAAAAAUACGAGAUGGAUAGGAGUGCACGAAAAACGAAGGAAGAUAAAGAAGAAUUUCCGUUAAGCACUAUUCGUUCGUGGGCAGGCACUCGAUACGACAUAGAAAAUACGAAAUGAUUAUUUAAUCACUGGGAACGUUAUCUCGAGUCAUGGAGAUUGGAUAUGUCUGUUGAAUUUAGGGUACUGAAAUUCAAUGAAAAUAUUCAGUGAUAUGAUUACACGUGUGAGUAUAAGUGAUAUGUACCGGAUAUGCGGUCUUUCUCGGAGAAAGAUCUUUAGUCACAAAAGGGGCAGGUGUUGAUAAAAUGAUAAUAUGAUAAUGGGGAAGGAAACUCGACCAAGGUCAUUCAGACACGACCCUAGGGGUCGUAGAAUAUAGACACAUAUAAUCUGCAUGCUUAGCUGAUUCGAAGGAAGUGCGAAUAAUCGAAUACUAAAAAAGAGUCCUUGUAGCCUCUCACUUUCUUUCUCUCUCUCUCUCUCUCUCUCUCGCUCUCUUGUCUGAAUUUCUCUCUCUCUCUAUUUUCUUCGCAAUAAGCGACUCCAAGAGAAAGACUGGUCGUCGGUUCAAUCGUUAUCUCUGGACCAUUGUGAGAUACAGAUGAUAAUUGAAUUUUCAAUUGGAAUUGGUCAGGAUGGCGAUACUUGUUCCGUGGAGCUUUUAGACAUUAUUUUACUUAUCAAAUAAUUCUCUCACGAGUGACAGAAAUUAUAUCGUUAUUACACAGUACUCAGGCAUUAAAGACUAAAAACUCGUUCGAGAUAUCGAUUAAUCUCUGAUGUGUCUAUUCUUUCAUAAUGAGUGAUAAGUUAUCGAUUACUAUCGACUGCGCAGUCUCAUAUGAUCUCUCUCUCUCUCUCUCUCUCUCUCUCUCUCUCUCUCUUUCUCUCUCUCUCUCUCUCCCUCUCUAUCUCUUUUUCUUUCCCUUUCUGUAGACUUCCAAACAUUAACAAAUGCAUCUCGUUCAGCACCAAGAACUAUCGCCAGUACUAUACAAAACAGCAUCGUCAUUGUCAUCAUUAUCAUCAUCAACUAAGCAUCGUUGUGGAUUGUAUUUUUUACCUACCAUUGCCCGUGUCCCAUUUAAUAUCUAGACGCGUUUGCCGUUUGCCAGGAUGCCGGAAAGUGUUCAUACGCGCUUGGGACGACCUGUAUCUAAACAGCAGACACGAUCGACUUGCGAGGCAAACGUUAGAGAUUCGUAGAUGAUUAUUCAUAGAUAACGAUAAUAACAGAAAACAAUGGAAGUCGGACGAAUAAAUGGAUUUGAUGUUUAGAUGCUGCCUCCGUAUGUGCCCUGCCGUCAUAAUGAAAAUACGUACAUCCAGACCAGAAUGAAAUUCGUAGAAAAAUACGUUUAACGCGAGAAAUCCAUGUAGUCCCAUCCUGGAGGACGUAAGAUCAAAUAAAUUCGCAAUAAAACAAA